AUGACUGACACUAAUUCCUCAUCUUACGAAUCAUCGGACACGGAACAAAUAAGACGACCCAGGCAAGGACCAUUGACACGAGAUGCCGAACUGGCAAAGGUCGAUGAUUCGACGCCUUUUGCCACCUCCAAGGAGGAGGACUCGGACGAUGGCGUGAAGACUGCCCACAAGAAGAAGGAAGGGAAGUGGGAGAUCCCCAGAGACGAGGACGGGAACACCGACGAAGAACGCCUCGUGGAGAAGGCCAUCAAAGGCAGGGGCAGGAAGCAGGUUAUCCUGGAACAGAGAAGGGAGGAAUUCCUGCUAAAGGGCAUGGAAAACCCUUGCGAAGAGUUUCAGGAUUGUACUACCAAUAGGAAGUACAAGGCCGAAAUUAAAAGACUUACUGAACAUCUUGAGGAGGCCCCCUUCCGGGACGUCACGGCGACGAUCCUUGAAGCGUCGACAAAAGUUCUAGGAUUCUCGCAGAAAUCUAAGAGUUUAAAGGGUACCCAUGUUAAGGUGCUCAGAGACGCCGCAGCUGCCAUAACUGCAGGAGCCAACACGUCGCUGACAGAGGUGAGGAAGGAGCUGGAGGAGGUCAAACAGAUGCUCCGAGGUAUAAGGGAGGCACCGCCGCAUACAGCAGUGGUAUCCUCCCCGCCCUCAAAACACCCGGGAAAUGUGGGUCAGGGUACGGAGAAGGCACCGCAACAAAGGACGGGUGCUCCCUCGUCCCUGAUGCGUAUGAAGAAGGAAGAAAGGGCGAUCACCCCACCUAUGGUGGACAUGGUGGAGGAGGAGGAGGAGAUCCCGAUUGGGAUUAUAGAAAUCCCAAAAGGAUUAAUCCCAAAGGACGGGAAACGCCCGGUAAAGGAAGCCAGGGUCGCAAGAAAAGAAGUAGGUCCCAAGAUUAGGGAAAAUGUCCCCCUAAAUACUAGAGUCAGGGUGGAAAGGAGGGAGGAAACAAUGAAAGAAGGAAAGAAGGGACUGGGAGAGGAAGUUUCGAGAAUAGUGUUCCAGGCCAUGAAUGAAUGGAAGUCACAGGAAACUUCCAAACAAGGAGCAUGGAGAAAACAAGGGAAUAAAGGGAAAGGAGAGGUAAAAGAAAUGGAAGAACAAGGAAGGACACAAUACCGGGAAAACACAUACAGGAAAGAGUUCCCUCAACUUCCACCCACAAGACAGCAAAAAAAGGAGCAAGCACAACAGGGCAAGGAGGAGACACCUAUACCACAAGAAGUGUGGACGAAAGUGGUGGGCAGAAGAGAAAAGAAGAGGGAGAAGGAAGAACAGAGGAGGAAAGAAACAGUAAUAAAAAAGGUGGUAAUUCCCGAAAAGAAGGGGGGAAAAAAGAAUAAGAGAAGAGUCCCUAACACGGCGGCAGUGACAAUCACCGCCGAGAAAGGACAGUACAAGGACCUACUAGCGGAAGCAAAAAGGAGGAUAGACCUAGAGGGAAUAGGUAUCGAAAAGAUAAAGACUAGAGUAGGGGCCACAGGAGCACUGGUGUUUGAGAUACCCGGUGAGGAAAGGAACAAACAAGCGGACCUAUUGGCGGAUAAACUCAAGGAGGUCCUGACGGAUAGGGCAAGAGUGAGUAGACCGCAGAAAAUGGGGGAACUAAGGCUAAAAGGGCUGGAGAUAUCCACCUCUGAGAAGGAAGUAGUGGAGGCAGUAGCAAAGAACAAUAUGGGUACAGUGCCCCCUAGCGGCGGCCAAGAAAGUGGCAGAAACAGGAAAUAUCAAAAUUGGGUGGACCCUAACCAAAGCAGAACUACUACAGGCAAGAGCACUACAAUGCUACAAAUGCCUAGAGAAAGGGCAUGUACAAGUAAACUGCAAAAGUAG
Harpegnathos saltator (Jerdon's jumping ant) is the source of this 1830-nucleotide messenger RNA. RefSeq names its product ABC transporter F family member 4-like. Bases 1 to 1830 code for a protein of 609 amino acids. Lineage: Eukaryota; Metazoa; Arthropoda; Insecta; Hymenoptera; Formicidae. The transcript is spliced from 5 exons. The record is from RefSeq and is a predicted model, not a curated record.